Olea europaea var. sylvestris is the source of this 3688-nucleotide messenger RNA. Its product is annotated as villin-4-like. Gene Ontology annotation, molecular function: actin filament binding. NCBI's taxonomy places the organism in Eukaryota, Viridiplantae, Streptophyta, Magnoliopsida, Lamiales, Oleaceae. The coding region runs from base 373 to 3255 and encodes 960 amino acids. Gene Ontology annotation, biological process: actin filament severing; cytoskeleton organization. The record is from RefSeq and is a predicted model, not a curated record. The transcript has 24 exons.
GAAGAGUGCCUUUUCUAGCUGCUGUUAGUGAUAGGCACGCCUGGCAGGCAUCUCACCAUCAUUCCCUCCACCCCCCACAUACUUUCCUCCCCUUCUUUCCCUCUCUCUCACUCGCUCACUCACAUAUAAGAAAACAUAAUUCUCACUGAAUCAAAAUUUUCCGUUUUUUCCUCCCUUCUUCAGAACCCACCUUUUUAAUUUAUUAUUAUUAUUAUUAUUAUUAUUAUUAUUUUGGAAACAAUUUUUAAAAUUAGAUAGUUUCGUGAUUAUAUUGAAUCCAGUUGAGUUUUGGUUCCCAAUCAAUUUCAUCGAGAAAGUCUUGUUUCAGGUAAAAGUUGAAUAUAGGCAACUUUGAAGAAGUCGGCAAACAGUAUGUCUGUCUCAAUGAGAGAUUUGGAUCCAGCUUUCCAUGGGGCCGGACAGAAGGCUGGCAUUGAGAUAUGGCGAAUUGAAAAUUUCAAACCAGUCCCAGUCCCAAAGUCUUCACAUGGCAAAUUUUUUACAGGCGAUUCCUAUGUGAUGCUCAAGACCACUGCCCUGCAAAAUGGUGCCCUGCAUCAUGAUAUUCAUUAUUGGCUUGGAAAAGAUACUACCCAGGAUGAAGCUGGCACUGCAGCCAUCAAGACUAUUGAAUUAGAUGCAGCUCUUGGGGGUCGAGCUGUUCAAUACCGUGAAGUACAAGGGCAUGAAACAGAGAAGUUCCUUUCCUAUUUUAAGCCAUGUAUAAUACCUCAAGAAGGAGGAGUUGCUUCAGGCUUUGAACAUGUGGAGGCCGAAGAGCAUAAAACCCGCUUGUAUGUAUGCAAAGGAAAGCAUGUCGUUCAUGUGAAAGAGGUGCCUUUUGCUCGAUCUUCACUCAAUCAUGAUGACAUCUUUAUUCUCGAUACCAAGUCUAAGAUUUUUCAGUUCAACGGCUCCAGCUCAUGUAUACAAGAGAGAGCUAAAGCACUCGAAGUUGUCCAGUACAUUAAAGAUACAUAUCAUGAUGGAAAAUGUGAAGUAGCAGCCAUUGAGGAUGGAAAAUUGAUGGCUGAUGCUGACACUGGUGAGUUUUGGGGAAUGUUUGGUGGUUUUGCUCCACUUCCAAGGAAAACAACUGAUGAGCCUAGGAGCACUGAUGAUGUUCCUACGAAGCUUUUCUGUGUUGAGAAGGGACAGGUAGAAACAAUUGAAGCUGAAUCUUUGACAAGGGAGUUGCUAGACACAAAUAGAUGCUAUGUGCUUGACUGCGGGACAAAAGUCUUUGUUUGGAUGGGGAGAAAUACUUCUCUCGAGGAAAGGAGAGCUGCCAGUGUCAGCGUUGAUGAAUUACUACACAGCCUUGAUAAACUCAAAUGUCAUGUAAUCCGAGUAAUUGAGGGGUUUGAGACAGUGAUGUUCCGAUCAAAGUUCGACAAUUGGCCACAGUCAACAAAUGUGACAGUAUCGGAGGAUGGUAGAGGAAAGGUUUCUGCACUUCUAAAGCGGCAAGGGGUUAAUGUGAAGGGUCUUCUGAAAGCAGAAUCUCCCAAGGAGGAACCUCAGCCACAUAUAGAUUGCACAGGCAAUUUACAGGUUUGGAGAGUGAAUGGCCAAACGAAGACUCUUCUCUCAGCUUUGGAUCAGUCAAAGUUGUAUAGUGGAGAUUGUUAUAUAUUUCACUAUUCUUAUCCCGGAGAAGAAAGAGAGGAACAUUUAAUUGGGACAUGGUUUGGAAAGCAAAGUAUUGAGGAAGACAGAAUCUCGGCAACUUCAGAGGCAAACGAGAUGGUUGGGUCACUGAAAUUCUUACCUGCUCAGGCUCGCAUAUAUGAAGGAAAUGAACCGAUCCAGUUCUUUGCCAUCUUUCAGAGCCUUAUUGUCCUUAAGGGUGGCCUUAGUAAAGGAUACAAGAAUUACAUAGCAGAGAAAGAACUUCUAGAUGACACGUACACAGAGGAUGGGCUUGCAUUAUUUCGAGUACAGGGUACUGGACCUGAUAAUAUGCAAGCAAUUCAAGUCGAACCUGUGGCGACGUCUUUGAAUUCCUCUUACUGUUACAUAUUACAUAAUGACUCCUCUGUUUUCACCUGGUAUGGAAACCUUACAACACCUGAAGACCAGGAACUUGUUGAGAGGCAGCUGGAUCUUAUAAAGCCAAAUAUGCAAUCCAGACUACAAAAAGAAGGUGCAGAAUCCGAGCAGUUCUGGGAUUUGUUAGGCGGAAAAUCAGAGUACCCAAGCCAGAAAAUUUCAAGAGAUGCUGAAACUGAUCCUCAUCUAUUCUCUUGCACCUUCUUGAAGGGAGACUUGAAGGUGACAGAGAUAUAUAAUUUCAACCAGGAUGAUCUAAUGACUGAAGAUAUAUUCAUUCUGGACUGCCAUUCAAAUAUUUAUGUAUGGGUUGGACAACAGGUUGAAUCCAAGGAUAAGAUGAAUGCUUCAAGUAUUGGAGAAAAAUUCCUGGAGCGCGAUUUCCUUCUUGAAAAAUUAUCUCUUCAAGCUCCAAUAUAUAUUGUUAUGGAGGGGAGUGAGCCAACCUUUUUUACUCGGUUUUUCUCUUGGGACUCCACAAAAUCUGCUAUGCAUGGGAACUCCUUCCAAAGAAAACUUACUAUUGUUAAACAUGGGGGAAUAUCGAUGGUGGAUAAACCCAAAAGGAGAACUCCUGUAUCAUAUGGUGGAAGGUCAGCUGUACCAGAAAAAUCACAGCGUUCUAGAAGCAUGUCUUUUAGCCCCGAAAGAGUUCGUGUGAGGGGCAGAUCCCCAGCAUUCAAUGCUCUAGCGUCGACCUUUGAGAAUUCCAAUGCAAGGAACCUGUCGACUCCUCCUCCGAUGAUAAGAAAGCUUUAUCCGAAAUCUGUGACCCCUGAUUCAGUUAAUUCGGCUUCUAGAUCUGCAGCUAUAGCAGCAUUAAGUUCAACUUUUGAAAAGAAGACGCUGGCUCGGGACGUCAAUCUUCCACGUUCUCCUAAAGUGAGCCCUAAGGUUUCGAAACCAAACUCUGAAACCAACUUAGGGGGAAACUCAGAAGAAUCACCCAAACCUAAGCCAGAGACUAUACAGGAGGACGUCAAGGAGGGUGAUGCUGAGGAUGAGGAAGGCCUCCCGAUAUACCCAUAUGAACGGAUAAUAACAUUGUCAACAGAUCCUGUCACCGAAAUUGAUGUGACCAAGCGAGAGACUUAUUUGUCCUCAGAAGAGUUCAAGGAGAAAUUCGGAAUGACUAAGGCUGCUUUCUACAAGUUGCCCAAAUGGAAGCAGAAUAAGCUUAAAAUGUCACUUAAACUGUUCUGAGUGCAUUUAGGACAUCUAAUUAUUUCUCAAGUUCCUCCAGACGGAUUACAGAUAAGAGAGAGCAUGCUCAAACAUUUACUCAGUCUUACACAGCAAAGAAACCAGUUUCUCAAGCUGUAAGGGAUGGCAUCAGUGCAUUUUUAGCUGCUUCUGCUCGAGAUUCUUCAUUCCAUACUUGGUGAACAAAAUUGGAGAUAAAUUUACUUCAUUUUUUUUUUUUUGGGUGAGUUUGUGAGUUAGUUGCUUAAUAUUCUUUUUGGUUGGAGGUUUGCUGAGGCCUUGCAUUUUUUUGUUUUAGUAUUGUGCUUCAUUUAUUUUUUCGUUAGCAGAGUUGCAACUGCAGAAUUUUCAGGUUUGUCGAGUUCAGUGAGGAUGGAAAGUCUGUAUAGGAAUGUAAAAUCCUUCUAGCGAAUAAAAGUGUCAUUUGUUUUUU